Molecule: messenger RNA, 1723 nt
Organism: Rhagoletis pomonella (apple maggot)
Lineage: Eukaryota; Metazoa; Arthropoda; Insecta; Diptera; Tephritidae
Exons: 3
Coding region: 326-622 (98 amino acids)
Source: RefSeq, a predicted model, not a curated record
GUGGUUUCGAGUUGGUUAGCUUUUAACCAUCUCAGUGAAAUGGUUAAGUGCUGUUAUUUUUAUAUGGCGAAACUACGCUAAAUGAAGUGGGUUAUCGGGAUAACCAACUCAACAGCCAUAACUACGUGGUUAGCUCCGUUGGGGACAUGGUAUUAGGCACCCGCGGGAUCCCGCGUUUUGUAUGGGAAAUAACCUAAUGUGACUAAACAUACAACUAUCGAUAGUGUUUAGAAAAUUCGAUAGUGCCGCCAAAUUAAACCAUCGAUACUAUCGAUAGCCCCAUCGAUAAUUUUCCAUCACUAUCAAAUAGCUUAUUACAAGGAUUAUGUUGCGUUUAAUACCCUUUCGUCCAAUUUUAGUUAAUAAGUUUAAGGAAUUAUGCAAUAACAAUCUGUUGAUGGCAAGUCCUCACUGCUUUUCCAAUGCAUAUAUGUCAUGUCAUGUCGACGGGUCUCGGAGUUUACCACGGUUAAUGGACUUCCCGGAAAUAUUGUGGCCGUCUACAAUCAAUACUUUGAAAAAUUGGUUCUUAAUCCAAUUCAUAAUUCGCCCAUACUUCGAAAAAGAUUUUACGAUCAGAGACUUCGUUUUCGGUGCUAAACAUGCCCUUCAGAGAAUAUAGACGUCGUCAGCAUACAGGCAGUGAUCGACUCGAUUGUAGGAUUUUAUAAUGUCGCUGAUUUCGUUAAAGGCAAUAUUAAAGAGAAUGACUGAAAGCGGAGAGCCCUGUGGGAUUCCAUUGCUUAAGGGAUAUAUGUUGGAAAGUACAUUUUGGAUCCUUACCCGGAAUUUUCUAUUGCUUAAAAAGGAUUUUAUGAACUUGAAGAUUUUGGGGCCAACUCCCCAAGAAUGAAGCCGCCGAAGAAUUAUGUGUGACCCGAUUCGGUCAAAUGCUUUUUCGAAAUCCAGUGACAGAAUGGAGACGUGGUUGCUAGCUGAAAGAGCUUUUGUGACAUAGAAGUCUACGUGGAGUAGUGCGUCAGUGCAGCCUCUAUUUGCUCUGAAAGCAACCUGGUUGGGGUUUAUUAGUUGCUGUGUCUCGAUAAGCCACGCAAUUCGGUUCGUUAUUAUCCGCUCAAGUGUUUUUGAUAAACAAGAAAGUAGUGAUAUCGGACGGUAUCCAUCGGUAGUGAGGGGGUUUUUAUUCGGCUUACGGAUAGGUAUUAUGGCUGCUAUUUUCCAAUUCUGUGGAAUAAUGCCCGUUUCAAAUAUACUGUUAUAUAGGUGUAAAAGUCGAGAUUUCCCUAUUGCGGAUAGCUCUUUAAUCAUCUUGUAGGAAAUACGGUCGAAGCCGGGUGUUUUUCCUUUUGCUUUGGCAGUGCACAUAGAUAAUUCGAUUUCACAGAUUUGUUUUUCGAUAAGGGCUGCUGAUGGAUGUACUUCAUUAAGUGGGGAUAUCUGAUUUAAGACCAUGUCUUUUUCUAUUGUAAAAUGAUUAGGAAAAUUGCUGUCAGAUGAAUAGGUGGACCAUACUGAUCCAAACUGGUUGGCAAUCACAGUGGGGUCUGAGGAAGUGGUGUUGUUGGUUUUUAUGGCGACGAUGGGGUUGUGUGGGCUUCGGUGGCAGAGCCUAUUUAUUUUGUUCCAUAUUUCAAGGACGGAUGAGGAGGGGGGAUAUGGAUUCUGUGAACUUUUGGAAGCUAGCUCUUUUUUGGGUUUUCAUUUCUUUUCUGAACUUUGCGUUCAGCUUUUUGAAGUUUAUAAGGUUUUCGGAAGUUUGGUU